Messenger RNA from Triticum aestivum (bread wheat), 1272 nucleotides. RefSeq lists its product as uncharacterized. The transcript is spliced from 7 exons. Bases 402 to 902 code for a protein of 166 amino acids. NCBI's taxonomy places the organism in Eukaryota, Viridiplantae, Streptophyta, Magnoliopsida, Poales, Poaceae. The record is from RefSeq and is a predicted model, not a curated record.
CUGCCCCUUCCUCCCACCCCCAUCCCCAUCCCCGUUCGCCUUCCCCCACCACCCCGACCUCCUCGACCUCUACCUCCCCGCCGACCCCUUCUUCGCCCCGCCCCCCAUCCCCUCCCCGCACGCCUUCCUCCUGCACGACCUCACCGACCGCGUCGCCGCGCUCGAGCUCGCGGCCCGCGCGGCCGCCCCGCAGCCGGCGCGCCGCAAGUACACCUACGCGGCCACGGAGCCCGGCGGCCGGAAGGUCAAGUGGACGGCGGAGGAGAAGCCGCGCGGCGGGGGCCGGGCGCUCAAGUGGGAGGCGGCGCCGCAGGAUCCACAGCCAGUUCACGGAGGAACACGAAGCUUGCGCCACUUCACGAAGGAGGACGUCGAGGGUCACCUUUCCCCUUGCCGUUAAGAUGGUUGGUUUUCUACCCGGUUCUGAUGACUGGACUGACGUCGUUGCAUACAAGUUGGCCAAAGCCGUCACCAAUGGCCUGCCAUAUCUGCCCCUCCCUGCCCCUCAGCCCCAGCCGGACCCCCAGGCGGUCAAAGUUCCCGUGGUUGUUGAUGGGAGCCGUAUUGUGUGUUCCAAUCGGAAAGCUAUCAGCCGCCAGCACGUAUUGUAUUCUGUUUUGAGGUCGAGUUCGCAUGCACACUGCAUACUGUCGGGCCUGGAAAUCUACUCAAUAGACAUGCAAUUUCUCCAUGAAGCUCUAAGUUUUCGUCUCUCACCACGAUCCUUGAGUACUGUGGAGCAGCUUCUUCAUCCAGCCUCUUGUUUUCGUCUUCAGCAGGACUACAAGGCGAAUUGCUACAUAAACAGCAGAGAGAGAGCAUGGGGACGGCCUGCCCCACAUCCCAUGAGGAACAACACACAGAUCAUCUACACGGGCAACAGACGCACAAGAGACAAAUAGUUGGGAAGUUUCUCCUACCUAGCGAGGCGUCCAUAGUUGCCAGAGACAAACCCAACUAGAAGGUCAACAUCUCAGGUCCUUUGCGAUUCUAUAUAUCCAACUGCAGUAGCCAUUGCCAACCUAUUGUAGAUCACUUAUGCACGUACCAACUAGGUGUACCUUUUUCUUGUAUGAACUACUGUACUUUGCAACUAAUCAAGUCUUGGGACGACUCACCAAACAUUACAAAAAUCAAAUAACUUACCAAUCCAUAGAGCGCGGCGUGCCGUCGCGCACUACCCGCUAGUGUCUUCUAGUCUUCUUCUAACUUUCUUCGGGUGCUUGUCUAUAUGUCUUCUAGUCUUCUUCUUUUAACUUUCUCUUUCCCAUU